AUGGCAGGCUGGUUUUCCUCCACCUCGCCGCUCGACGAGCAGAUCGAGCGGGCGACUGCUUCCUCGCUAGAGGACAUAUCGCUUAACUUGGAAAUUUCUGAUUUGGUGCGAUCGAAAAGCGUGCAGCCCAAGGAUGCAAUGAGGUCCUUGAAACGCCGCUUGGAGAACAGAAAUCCAAAUAUACAAAUUGCGACUCUCAAAUUGACCGACACUUGUGUCAAAAAUGGCGGUACACACUUCCUGGCCGAAAUCGCCUCUCGUGAAUUUAUGGAUAACUUAGUUUCACUACUGAAAUCCGAAGGUGCUCCAAUGAAUUCUGAUGUACAGCGGAAGGUACUGGAACUCAUACAGAAUUGGGCUAUGGCAGCUCAGGGCCGAAUGGAUCUGAUGUACUUGGGCGAGACAUAUCGCAAGCUACAAAAUGAGGGAUUCCAGUUUCCUCCUAAAACAGACGUCAGUGGGAGCAUGUUGGAGAGCAAUGCGCCGCCUGAGUGGAUAGACUCUGAUGUCUGCAUGCGUUGUCGAACCGCCUUUAGCUUCAUGAAUCGCAAACACCACUGCAGGAAUUGCGGUAAUGUCUUCGAUGCACAAUGCUCCAGCAAGACGCUUUCUCUCCCUCACCUCGGGAUUUUGCAGCCUGUCCGAGUCGACGACGGAUGCUACGCCAAACUAACUUCCAAGUCGCUUCCUCCACCGGGACUCUCUGACAGAUACGCAUUCAAGAACCACUCUAUCACCAAGUCUAGUUCAAUGGAACCCCGUGGAGCCAGAGUAGAUACUAGUUUCGAUGAUGAUCUUCGCCGCGCCCUCCAGAUGAGUCUGGAAGAGGCAGAAGGAAGAGGGCCAUCAGGGUUUGUAUCACAGACUGGCAACGUCCCCCAACCAGCCCAUGUUCCCCAGCAAGUCUCUGCACCUCAGCCAACAAGUGAUGACGAGGAAGACGCAGAUCUCAAAGCUGCAAUAGAAGCGUCACUUCGAGAUAUGGAGCAGCACAAGCAGAACCAUGCAGCUGCUUUGAAGAAUAACGUACCAUCAGGUGUCCCCUCGGGCGCCUCUGCCAGCACUCCGGCCCCGUUACCGAAGAAUCCAUACGAGCUGAGCGCUGUUGAGACAGAGAACAUCCAUCUCUUCUCGACUCUGGUAGAUCGACUGCAACAUCAGCCACCAGGCACCAUUCUUCGUGAGCCCCAGAUCCAAGAGCUCUACGAUAGUAUUGGCGCCCUUCGACCCAAACUCGCCCGAAGUUAUGGCGAAACCAUGAGCAAGCACGAUACCCUGCUUGAUCUACAUUCGAAACUAUCGACCGUCGUUCGUUACUAUGAUCGUAUGUUGGAGGAGCGCAUGUCCAAUGCAUACUCUCAAACAACUUUCGGCUAUGGAGCCGCUCCUGGAGCGCCUCAGUACCCGGCCAUGAAUGCUACUCCCUAUAGACAGGAUAGGACGACUGGUGCAGAGAACUUCUAUUAUGACAACUCCGCCGCAGGGUACGCGCAAACUCCAAACAGCGGUGUGCCGAGCAACAUCCCCCAUGUAUACCCACAACAGGCUCAAAGUAGUCCUGCAGAGUCCCAAAAUAAUGCUUGGAACUACAAUCCAUAUCCAACUCUAGCAUCACCUCCACCCAACAGUGUCGCGCCCAGCAACCAGGCUCCUCCAGGACCCGCAGGUCCGCCACAAUUCUCGGAGACGCCUUACCAACAGUCCCCCAUCGUUCGGCGCGACUCUCAGUACCAACCAAGCGCACCAGAGCCGUACUCUGAGACAGUACAAUCGCCCGCUUACACCACUGGAGCUGGCAUUCACCAGCAGCCGAACGGACCUCCGCCUCAAUCAUACUAUUACCAACAUCAGAACCCUAAUACAGUACCAUCUGGAUAUCCACCCCUGACUGGCCAACCGGGACCAUAUCCGGAGGCCGGAGAAGUUCAGGCCCCCAAUUCCCACCAUCAGCCUCAGCCACCUGUGGAGGAGAGCUUAAUUGAGCUCUAG
Molecule: messenger RNA, 1989 nt
Organism: Penicillium taxi
Lineage: Eukaryota; Fungi; Ascomycota; Eurotiomycetes; Eurotiales; Aspergillaceae
Gene: vps27
Product: ESCRT-0 subunit protein VPS27
Exons: 5
Coding region: 1-1989 (662 amino acids)
Biological process (GO): protein transport to vacuole involved in ubiquitin-dependent protein catabolic process via the multivesicular body sorting pathway; protein targeting to vacuole
Cellular component (GO): ESCRT-0 complex
Molecular function (GO): phosphatidylinositol-3-phosphate binding; metal ion binding; ubiquitin binding
Source: RefSeq, a predicted model, not a curated record